UGUCUGUCUCCGCCUAUAUACACCUACCAUGCCCCCCCAUUCACAAACCCCAGAGCCGCACGUACGUACACCCUCCUGUACGACGCUCGCACUAGCUGCGCCUGCGCUGCUCGCACGACGGUCUCACUGGUUCUCACUGAUCAUCGCUAACCUUGCUGUAUGGAGGACGCCAUGUCGUACUCGUACCUGGCGCAGCCACCUCCGUCGUCGUUCCUCUCGCCCGCCUACUACGCCGACGCCGUCCUCGCACGCGCUCUGCACUUCUCCUCCGUGCCCGAGUACCAGUACGACUACUCCCCCGCAGUGUCAUCUCCAUCCUUCGCCUCCGCGCCCUCCACGUCGUGCCUCCUUGCGGACUUCUCAUGCGGCGCCGGCGGCAGCAGCUGGUUCGCCUCCACGGCCGCGCAGCCGACGGGGUCGCUCGCCUGCGACUCCGCACUGGUCGCGUCGAACGCGGCGCCGCGGCCGCCGUCCACGCCCGUGGCCGCCAAGAGGCGGGCGGGCGUGAGGCCCAACGCCGGGCGCGCCGGGAAGCGUCGGGCGCGGGCGUCGAAGCGCGCGCCGACCACGUACAUCAGCACCGACCCCGCCAACUUCCGGCUCAUGGUGCAGCACGUCACCGGCGACCAGGCCGAGCCCGGCGCGGCAGACGGCGCCCUCCUGCACGCGUCGCCGUACGACGCGUACUCCGCCGCCCUGCUCCUGGACUGCCACCCUUUCGACGGCGCGUUCGAGGAAUCGCUGAGGCUGCCGUCCGAUGUCGACGCGGCGGCGCUCCAUCGCCACCACCAACAGCAGCAACAGCCGUGCUUCCCGACGCUGGACUCGUGGGGCGUCAUGUGCGAGAGCAGCCAGUUGAUCUAGCCAGGAAACAACAUCUUGAUAGAAGAAUCGGAGAUUGCCCAUGCUGGAAUCGUCGAAUCGGAACGCUGCAGACGACACAAGAACCUAAGCAGAUAGUUCACCAGGACGCAGCACAGACUCAACACCACUCAUUAUCUCAGUUCUCUGACAAGACUAGCUAGGACUAAAGUAAGCAUAGCACCACGAAUUAGGGACUGUUUGGAUGGUUACCAAAGUGUACCUUGUCAAUUUGGGUCACGAGACUCAUGACGCCUUUGUUUGGAUGAAGUCUUCUUUACCAAAACCUCAACCAAUAUUUUGGCAA
Messenger RNA from Hordeum vulgare subsp. vulgare (domesticated barley), 1168 nucleotides. RefSeq names its product calmodulin-binding protein 25-like. NCBI's taxonomy places the organism in Eukaryota, Viridiplantae, Streptophyta, Magnoliopsida, Poales, Poaceae. The coding region runs from base 160 to 864 and encodes 234 amino acids. Gene Ontology annotation, molecular function: calmodulin binding. The transcript has a single exon. Gene Ontology annotation, biological process: response to osmotic stress. Gene Ontology annotation, cellular component: nucleus. The record is from RefSeq and is a predicted model, not a curated record.